Nerophis lumbriciformis (worm pipefish) is the source of this 1931-nucleotide messenger RNA. RefSeq names its product solute carrier family 35 member F2-like. Gene Ontology annotation, molecular function: transmembrane transporter activity. NCBI's taxonomy places the organism in Eukaryota, Metazoa, Chordata, Actinopteri, Syngnathiformes, Syngnathidae. Gene Ontology annotation, biological process: transmembrane transport. Gene Ontology annotation, cellular component: membrane. The record is from RefSeq and is a predicted model, not a curated record.
CAGUUUUUUUUACUGUGAAAUCUACAGAUGUUUUUGUUUGUAUACAGCGCAUUACUGUACUGUAAAUAAAAUUUUUUUCCCACAACUGUAAUCAGUCACCACAAUUUUACUGUCAAAAUAAAAGUGGUAUUGUUUUUGCCUUUAAAGUAAUUUGGUGUGAAAAACACCAUACAUUGUACAGUGAAAUAAUUGUCAUUAGAAUUUUAUUGUAUCAUUUUUGGUGUUUUUUACACUGAAUUAUUAUAGAAUGGGAAAAAAAAAGAGGUUAUUUUUAAGGUUAAAAUCUGGUGACUGCGCUGCCGUUUUUCUUUUCUACUGUAAAAAUCUACUGAUUUUUUUUUACACUGUAAAGUGGGAUGAAUGAAGUCUACAUGGUUGCCAAAGUACCGCCCCGGGUUGCACAUUUCGUCUCCUUUUUUAUUAGUUUGUGGCAUAAAAAAAGAGAAAAUAAAGCUUUGCAUUUUAAAUUUAAUGUUUAAUAUUUUUACAAAAAAAAAAAAAGUAAAUAUUUCUACAUAAUCCUGUUAAAAACUUACUUUUACAUGAAGUUUAAAAAAAGGGAUUAAAUGGGAGUUAUCACAGAGCGGCAUGUGAUGAAGCGCUUCAUCGUCGUUAUGGUCACAUUAUGCACGGUCACGCGGCGAUAAGCUGACGUUUGACCUUUGCCCUCCGAGAGCGUCACAGUUAAUGAUUGCUGCCGAGUGAAGACUCGAGAAGGUGCUAGAAGUCCUUCUAGUGCGUCUUCUAGCAUGGCUGCGGCAGCACGGCAGGGUGAGACGUCCCGACCACACAUGGACCUCAGGGGGAGGAUCGCAGAGCUUUUCACCUGGCAGCUGGCCAAGACGCUGGCCAUGGGUCAGGGCCUGGCAGUGCUGGUGUGCGGCACGGCGGUCGCCUCGCAGUACCUGACCUCCGACUUCCACGUGGACACGCCCAUGCUGCAGAGCUUCCUCAACUACGUGCUCCUCAGCGCCACCUACGCCCCCAUGCUGCUCUGCAGACCAGGGGCUGGAAAUCUCUUUCAGAUUGUGAGGACUCGCUGGUUCCAGUACUUUCUACUGGGCCUGGUGGACGUGGAGGCCAACUACGCUGUGGUCAAAGCCUACCAGUACACCACCCUCACCAGUGUGCAGCUGCUGGACUGCUUUGUGAUCCCAGUAGUGAUGGUUCUGUCCUACUGGCUUCUGAAGAGCCGAUACGGGCCCGUCCAUUACGUGGCCGUGUGCAUCUGUCUGCUGGGUGUGGGCGCCAUGGUGGGGGCUGACCUGCUGGCUGGGAGGGACCAAGGCUCCACCGCCAACUUGCUGCUGGGUGACGGCCUGGUGCUGCUCAGCGCCGCGCUCUACGCCGUGUCCAACGUGUGUCAGGAGUACACGGUGAAGAAGCACAGCCGGGUGGAGUUCUUAGGCAUGGUGGGCCUCUUUGGCACCGCCAUCAGCAGCGUGCAGAUGGUCAUCUUGGAGCGCCACCAGGUGGCCGCCAUCCGCUGGAGCUGGCAAGUGGGUGAGUGUGAGCGACACAUGACCUGUUCUUCCCAGCAUGCAUCGCUCCUGACUGUGAAUGUUUCUUCCUCUCCAGCGCUCCUCUUGGCGGCGUUUGCGUCCUGCAUGUUUGCCUUGUACAGCUUCAUGCCCGUGGUGAUGAAGAAGAGCAGCGCCGCCGCCGUCAACCUCAGCAUGCUGACCUCUGACCUCUUCAGCCUCUUUUGUGGCAUCUUCCUCUUCCACUACAGCUUUUCUGCACUGUACCUGGUGUCACUGGUGGUCAUCCUCAUUGGCUUCACCACCUUCAACGCUGUGCCCACGCCCACAAGCCCCGACCCAACCUGCCAGGCAGGUCGCCAUGCCAAAGCUGUUGUCGACCCCACCAAACAGGAAGAGGAGCAAAAGAUGAGAAGCACUGAUGACAUCAUACUCUGCACUAAAAUGUGA